Emys orbicularis (European pond turtle) is the source of this 2092-nucleotide messenger RNA. RefSeq names its product CDK5 regulatory subunit associated protein 1 like 1 (gene CDKAL1). The transcript is spliced from 16 exons. Gene Ontology annotation, cellular component: endoplasmic reticulum. Gene Ontology annotation, molecular function: 4 iron, 4 sulfur cluster binding; tRNA (N(6)-L-threonylcarbamoyladenosine(37)-C(2))-methylthiotransferase activity. The record is from RefSeq and is a predicted model, not a curated record. Gene Ontology annotation, biological process: tRNA methylthiolation. NCBI's taxonomy places the organism in Eukaryota, Metazoa, Chordata, Testudines, Emydidae. Bases 101 to 1837 code for a protein of 578 amino acids.
GGGCGGAGCGGACGGUCGGCAACAUGGUGGAGUCCAGCUGAGCGCGCGGGUUAGGAGAUACUUUAUUCAAGAGAACUUAAGACAAAUUGCAUAAAUCAAGAUGCCUGCUCCUUGUGAUUCAUUGCUUGAAGAUAUUGAGGAUAUUGUGUCAGCACAAGAUGUGAAACCACAUGACCGACAAUUUGCACGAAAGAAUGUUGUUCCUAAAGUGCGAAAACGCAGUUCACAAAAAAAUGUUCAGGCGGAUGAUGAUCCACCAAGUGAUAGCAUUAUUCCCGGUGCACAAAAAAUCUGGAUACGCACAUGGGGAUGUUCUCAUAAUAAUUCAGAUGGAGAAUAUAUGGCUGGACAGUUGGCUUCUUAUGGGUACAGAAUUACAGAGAACGCCGCAGAAGCAGACUUGUGGCUUCUUAACAGUUGCACGGUAAAAAGCCCAGCUGAAGAUCACUUCAGAAACUCAAUUAAGAAAGCCCAAGAAGACGACAAGAAAGUGGUUUUAGCUGGAUGUGUUCCACAAGCCCAGCCUCGUCAAGACUACCUCAAAGGUCUGAGCAUUAUAGGGGUUCAGCAAAUAGACCGUGUAGUAGAAGUUGUGGAGGAAACUAUUAAAGGUCACUCUGUGAGACUGCUGGGUCAGAAAAAAGAUAAUGGAAAACGGCUGGGGGGAGCUCGAUUGGAUUUGCCAAAGAUUAGGAAGAACCCACUGAUAGAAAUCAUUUCCAUCAAUACAGGGUGUCUCAAUGCAUGUACCUAUUGCAAAACCAAGCAUGCCAGAGGAGACCUAGCAAGUUAUCCAAUUGAAGAACUAGUGGACAGAGCCAAACAGUCUUUUCAAGAGGGUGUUUGUGAGAUAUGGCUGACCAGCGAAGACACAGGGGCUUAUGGCAGAGACAUUGGCACAGACCUUCCUACACUUCUGUGGAAGCUGGUUGAAGUUAUUCCUGAGGGAGCUAUGCUGAGACUUGGCAUGACAAAUCCUCCCUAUAUUUUAGAGCAUCUGGAGGAAAUAGCAAAGAUUCUCAAUCAUCCAAGAGUAUAUGCUUUUCUUCACAUACCAGUCCAAUCUGCUUCUGACAGCAUACUCAUGGACAUGAAAAGAGAAUACUGUGUGGCAGACUUCAAACGGGUAGUGGAUUUCCUUAAAGAAAAAGUGCCUGGAAUAACAAUUGCUACAGACAUCAUCUGUGGUUUUCCAGGGGAGACAGAUGAAGAUUUUCAAGACACCAUGAAACUUGUAGAAGAGUACAGGUUUCCAAGCCUCUUUAUUAAUCAGUUUUACCCACGUCCAGGGACUCCUGCUGCAAAAAUGCAUCAAGCUCCAGCCCUAGUGAAAAAGCAAAGAACAAAGGAUCUAUCCCAACUAUUUCAUUCAUACAAUCCUUAUGAUCAUAAGGUUGGUGAGAGACAGAGAGUUCUGGUAACAGAAGAAUCUUUUGAUUCCCAGUUUUAUGUUGCUCACAAUCAAUUCUACGAGCAGGUUCUCGUGCCAAAGGAUCCUGAAUUCAUGGGUAAAAUGGUAGAAGUGGACAUUUAUGAAGCAGGGAAACAUUUUAUGAAGGGGCGGCCAGUGUCAGAUGCCAAUGUGUUCACUCCAUCCAUCACCAGACCGCUAGCAAAAGGAGAGGUUUCCGGUAUAACAGAGGAGUUCAGAUAUGUGCUGGAAAAUGGCUUGAAUUUGAAAGCUUGCCCCUCCCCUGGGAUCCGAGAAAAAGCAUCAUUGAGUUCCAGGAUGGUGAUGCAACUUCCUUGGCUGCAAGAAGGAGGUGGACUGAAGAUGCUGUCUGUCAGCCUGGCUUUACUGGCAAUUCUUGUUACUUUUUAUUAUCGAGGUGUUUAAAUAAAACACUGAACUGAACUGAACGAAGCUUUUGUGAACAAAAAUAAAGUGCUGAUUAAAAUCUUCAGAGGAAAUCUAUUUAAAAAACAGAUGUAAACUGAGCAAUAAUUUGUACUCACCCUAAGCCUUUCCUUUCAUCCAUAGUUUAAGUGAGACCCAUCCUGUUCCUAUUUGCAUUCUGUGGUUAUUUAAUCAAGGGCAGGAAAAUGGUUUGUCACAUCAGACUUUUUCUCUUAUAGAUUUUUUUUAUUUAAA